This is a messenger RNA of Vanrija pseudolonga, 2942 nucleotides long. RefSeq names its product putative RNA-binding protein (gene SPBC4F6.14). The transcript has 3 exons. The record is from RefSeq and is a predicted model, not a curated record. Gene Ontology annotation, molecular function: mRNA binding. Lineage: Eukaryota; Fungi; Basidiomycota; Tremellomycetes; Trichosporonales; Trichosporonaceae. Gene Ontology annotation, cellular component: nucleolus. The coding region runs from base 25 to 2898 and encodes 957 amino acids.
GACAACCACAACACCACGACCACCAUGUCCGAGGCAGACUUUAUCCCCCUCGAAGAGCCCAGGGGGUCCAAGGCCCAGGCGGACAAGGGCGCGUCCGCGACGCUCUUCGUCUCGUCGCUGCCGUACAACGCAACCUCGACCGACCUCAUCACACACUUCUCCUUCAUCGGCCCCAUCCGCCACGGCUUCGUCGCGACCGACCGCGAGACGGGCAACUCGAAGGGUGUCGGUUAUGUCACCUACUCUAUGCGCGAGGACGCCGAGCGCGCGAUCGAGGAGCUCGACAACAAGGAGUUUGGCGGCAAGGGAAGGAAGAUCCGCGUUGGCUGGGCCGACCAGAAGCUGUCGAUGAAGGAGCGUAAGGAGGCCCAGGCUGUCCCAAGGCCGGCCAAGAAGCCCCGCGUCGCCGCUGGAGAGGAGAGCACCGGCCCGUCCGACCCCAACGCUAUCCGUACCCUCAUCCUCUCUGGCCUCCCCGCCGACCUCACCAAGGCCGUGCUGUGGAAGAAGGUCCGCAAGGCCAACGACAAGGCCGAGCUCGUUUACCCUGUCGAGGGCGAGGAGGACGCCAACACUGCCAACAUCAUCUUCCCAUCCCACGGUGACGCGCUCAAGGCGCUCCCCAAGCUCCACGGACACACAUAUAAGGGCGCUAUCCUGUCGUGUGUUCUCAAGAAGCGCCUGGACAAGCUUUCGACCAAGGGCGAGGGACGGGCCGCUUCGCAUGCUGGCCGUCUCAUCGUCCGUAACUUGGCAUGGGACACCACCGAGGCCGACCUUCGCGCCACGUUCCUGCCGUUUGGCCCCCUUGUCGCCAUCGACCUCCCGACUGCGCCGUCCAAGAUUGAGGGCGCUCCCCCACGUGCCCGUGGUUUUGCCUUCGUCUGGUUCAUGGUCCGGAAAGACGCCGAGCGCGCCAUGGAGGCGGUCAACGGCAAGGCUAUCACCCGUGCCCCAGACGCCGCAAACGCAAAGGGCAAGAAGGGACGCGAGGCCGCCAAGGCCCGCAAGGCCGACGAUGGCGAGGGUCGUCUUGUCGCUGUUGACUGGGCACUGAGCAAGGACAAGUGGCAGGAGACGCAGCCCAAGGAGGAGGCCAAGGAGGAGAAGGGGGAGGACGAGGAGGAGAGCGGGUCGGACAGCGACAGCAGCGAGGCGAGCGGAAGUGAAAGCGGAAGCGAGAGUGAGAGUGGGGAGGAGGGAAGUGGUGAGGAGGAUGAUGAGGAUGAGGAGGACGAGGAGAACGACGAGGACGUUGAGAUGGCCGACGGCGACGAGGACGAGGAAGAAGACGCACCCGUCAAGCCAAAGCUCCCCGACACCGACGUCGGCAGCACCCUCUUCAUUCGCAACCUUCCCUUCGAAACGACAGAACAGGAGCUCGGCACACUGUUCCGCACCUUUGGCCCUAUUCGCUACGCACGCAUCACGAUCGACAAGGCGACUGGCCGCUCCCGCGGAACAGGCUUCGUAUGCUACUGGAACUCUGAGCACGCCGACGAGGCCAUUGCCGAGUCUGAGCGCGUUGCCCAGGAGACUGGCGCCAACGCCAUGCCCCUCGGCGACAAGAAGAACCCCUUCGCGCUGCCCUCCGUCCUGACUGCCGACCCGUCGUCGUCGCUCGCCUCCAAGCUUGUCCUCCACGGCCGCACCCUCGCCGUCUCGCGUGCGGUCACCCGCGAACAGGCCAGUAACCUGAAAGACGACGCCGAGCGUGCCCGCGAGAAGGGCGACAAGCGCAACACUUACCUCAUGCGCGAGGGUGUCGUGUUCCCCAACUCUCCUGCUGCUGCCGCCCUCCCUGCUGUCGAGGUCGAGAAGCGCCAGGCGGCGUUCAACGCACGAAAGGCGCUGCUGCGCUCCAACCCUGCGCUCUACGUCUCCAAGACACGUCUUUCGAUCCGCCAGCUUCCUCUCUUCCUCACCGACCGUGGCCUGAAGCGCCUCGGUAUCCAUGCCGUGCGCACCUUCGACGCCGAGGUCGAGGCCGGCACGCGCGAGCCGCUCUCGCGCGUCGAGGAGACCGACUCGACUCUCUCGCCCGCGCUCGAGGCCCGCGCCGCAUCAGGCAAGGCGCCCAAGCGCGGCGAGCGCCAGACCGCCGUCGUCCAGUCCAAGGUCGUGCGCCAGAACGAGAAGGUCGACCCACUGACCGGCUCUGGCCGGUCAAAGGGCUACGGUUUCCUCGAGCUGCGCUCGCACAAGGAGGCGCUCAAGGUGCUCCGGUGGGCGAACAACAACGCCGCUGUCGGCCCUCUGGUCUGGGAGUGGUGGGUCGCCGAGCUGCAGGAGCUGCGGGAGCGCGCCAAGGGUCAGCUGGAACGCGCACGCAACGGCGAGAAGGAGAAGGAGAGCGUCGAGGAGCUGGAGGCACGGCUCAAGAAGAUUGACGCCCGCCUCGCUGAGGGCGACGACCGCUCGCAGGGCGGCAUGCGCGGCGGCAAGACGCUGCUCAUCGAGUUCUCGAUCGAGAACGCCCAGGUCGUCCGCCGCCGAGUAGACAAGCAGUCACACGACCGCCCAGCCGGUGGCCCCGGGGGUGCUGGCGGCAAGCGCAAGGCUGACGCCAUCGCGGCCGAGGACACGGACGACGAGGACGGCGGCAGCGGCAAGCGCCAGCGUACCGACAAGCCCAAGGGCAAGUUUGACAGGAAGGGCGACCGGGGCGACCGGGGCGACAAGCGCGGCAGCAAGGGCAAGUUUGACGACAAGUCCAAGUCGCCACGGAAGGGUGGCCGCGACGGUCGCGACAAGGCCUCCAAGCCACAGCGCGAGCGCCGCUCCGAGGCCAAGGUGACCGGUGCCAACGCCGAGCAGCCGCGCGGUAUUGAGAAGCUCGGCGCGUCGCUCGGCAGCAUGAUUGGCCGCAAGCGCAAGCAGCGCAAGGGCGGCAAGUAGGACUUGGGCUUGGGGGUCUGUAUCGUAAUGCAUCGUGAUAUUAG